AUGACACAAGAGCCUCAUGACUUCGUCUCCAUCUCAGACAUUUUAGCAAAACAACAAAUAGACGGCAGAGUUUACAGACAACACGCUCCGAAUCUGAAAGAGCCGAGACACAACAGGUCACGGUGUCUGAGAAACUGCCUACGACUCUGUUUCAAGAAACGCAGCGACAUGGAGCAGAGAGGAGCUACAUCAGACCUGAAGCCGAGCCCCUUCUCCUCCCUCCCCCCCCUCUCCCCCCUCUCCCCCCUCUCCCCCCUCUCCCCCCCCUCCCCCUCCUCCUCAGACGGGGGCCUGAGGGAGAUCACCACCUCCUGGUUCAUACAGACCCAGGCCUCACGCAUCACCUCCAGCGGACUCUUCCCAAACUGGUUCUUUGGCUUCGUCUCCAGGAAGGACGCGGAGGACAAACUGAAGAGUAAAGAAGUGGGCUGUUUCCUGGUGCGUCUCAGUGACAAAGCUCUGGGAUACAUUCUCUCCUAUAAAGGCAGAGACAAUUAUCGCCAUUUUGUGAUCAACCAAACGGCUUCAGGGGAGUUGGCGGUUCUCGGAGACAGUCAUCGACACAGCACCGUCUCGGAGCUGAUCCAGUUCUUCAGAGAACGACCCAUCGAACCGUUUGGGGAAUAUCUGACUUCCUCCUGUUCUGCGACUCAGAAUGAAGACCUGUACGACACUUUCCAGAUUAGUCCAAAAGAUAAAUCACGGGCAACAGUCAACACUGAGAAUAAACUAAUGAGAAACCAGGAGUCAGAGCUGGGUCUGACUCCGAACAGGGGCCCGAACCGGCCCUCAGAGUUACCACCGCUGCCCCAGAGGAGCAGGCUUCCAAAGAACGGCCCUGAGACCCAGGAAAGCGUCUGCUACGCUGUGGUCAGACGUAAAAAGCCUAAAGAUGAAGUGAGGGGCCCCUGCAGACCCCUGUCCCUGUGCUCAGUGGCCCUUCAGGACAGUCGCAGUCUCUCUCUGCCUCUGCUCCUGAGCAGCAAUGAGGAGCUGAUUUACAAGCUCAGUGUGACGGCCCCCAGAGGCAGCCCUGAGGCCUCACACAGCCCUGGGCCCCCCAGCAGAGGCCCCUGUCCAGCCCUCAGAGCAGAGGACAGAGGGGGCCCCAGCCCGACCCUCAGAGCAGAGGACAGAAGGGGCCCCAGUCCGACCCUCAGAGCAGAGGACAGAGGGGGCCCCAGUCCGGCCCUCAGAGCGGAGGACAGAAGGGGCCCCAGUCCGGCCCUCAGAGCGGAGGACAGAGGGGGCCCCAGUCCGGCCCUCAGAGCAGAGGACAGAAGGGGCCCCAGUCCGGCCCUCAGAGCAGAGGACAGAAGGGGCCCCAGUCCGGCCCUCAGAGCGGAGGACAGAAGGGGCCCCAGUCCGGCCCUCAGAGCGGAGGACAGAGGGGUCUAUGAAGAGGUCCCAGCGACGCACCGUCUUGCAGCAGACAACACCUAUGAACAGAUCCCAGAGAACAACCACUACGAGCCUGUGGGGCCCCUCAGGGUCAAACACGGGCCCUCACCCUGGGGGCCAAAGAACGAAAAAUGGAAACGUCUUUUUCCUGAAGCCAAAAGGAAAUGA
This is a messenger RNA of Knipowitschia caucasica, 1569 nucleotides long. The record is from the annotation of a GenBank genome assembly. Lineage: Eukaryota; Metazoa; Chordata; Actinopteri; Gobiiformes; Gobiidae.